CUCUCAUAUCCCAUCACACACACACUCUCUCUUCCUCUUCUUGCAUUAGAUUCUAACAACCAACUUCCAACUAAUUAAUUAUAUAUAUACAAUCAUCUGAAAUAACCCAAUUCUGGUGGGGGCUCGUUAACCUAAUCAUUCUCAAAUUUUUUUAAUUUUUUUUUUCCAUUAAUGACACAAAAUAAAUAACAACCUAAAUUUGAUUGUGGCAUAUUAAAGGGAGGGGGAGGUAGACAACCUUUUAAGGAUUGAAGUCAAAGUCAUGGAAGAUUUACUCGGCCUUUUAAGGAUUCACAUCAAGCGCGGGGUCAACCUCGCCGUUCGUGAUGUCAGCACUAGCGAUCCAUACGUGGUCGUUAAGAUGGGCAAGCAGAAGCUCAAGACUCGUGUGAUUAAAAAGGAUGUUAAUCCUGAGUGGAAUGAAGAGCUCACACUCUCUGUUACAGAUCCCAUUCGUUCAUUUAUACUGACUGUGUAUGACCAUGACACAUUCAGCAAGGAUGACAAAAUGGGGGAUGCAGAAUUUGACAUCUCACCGUAUAUAGAGGCCAUAAAGAUGAACCUAGAAGACCUCCCGAGUGGAACUAUAAUCACAAGAAUAAAACCAUGCAGGACAAACUGCCUGGCAGAGGAAAGUUGCAUCACUUAUGAAAAUGACAAAGUUGUCCAAGAUGUUGUCCUCAGAUUGCGAAAUGUGGAAUGCGGUGAAGUGGAGAUCCAAUUGCAGUGGAUUAAACUUCCUGGCUCCAAGGGUGUAUCAUGAUUUUAUUAUUUGCAUGCUUUAAUUCAAGAAUGCUGUGUGCCUAACAAUUAUACUCACUGUGUAUGCCUAUUGCCUAUUGCCUAUUGCCUAUUGCCUACCUAUAUAUAUAUAUUUAUUUAUUUUUAUAA
This is a messenger RNA of Cajanus cajan (pigeon pea), 891 nucleotides long. It is a transcript of the gene C2, whose product is annotated as Calcium-dependent lipid-binding (CaLB domain) family protein. Lineage: Eukaryota; Viridiplantae; Streptophyta; Magnoliopsida; Fabales; Fabaceae. The record is from RefSeq and is a predicted model, not a curated record.